This is a messenger RNA of Punctularia strigosozonata HHB-11173 SS5, 1158 nucleotides long. RefSeq lists its product as uncharacterized. Gene Ontology annotation, biological process: tRNA splicing, via endonucleolytic cleavage and ligation. Lineage: Eukaryota; Fungi; Basidiomycota; Agaricomycetes; Corticiales; Punctulariaceae. The transcript is spliced from 5 exons. Bases 212 to 1141 code for a protein of 309 amino acids. Gene Ontology annotation, molecular function: tRNA 2'-phosphotransferase activity. The record is from RefSeq and is a predicted model, not a curated record.
GCUGCAGCACUGGUUGAAACGUCAUAAUCACUGGUGGCUAUGCACCGCAAACUCUUGCGGGGCGACUCACAGUCGGGCUGGGGCUACACCGGUCUGACUCCGUUAUCGAAUGCGGAGAGCGUUGUGCGCCCUGUCUCAUCGCGGCCAACCGAAUUGUCACACGUCUCGAGCAUAUCUACUUCUUUCGUCUGGCAAUCCUCUACGUGUAAAUAUGGCGUCCCAGGACGGAGUGCCCUCGAAUGAAAUCUCAACGCAAGCGUCCGGCUCUCGUCACAGGUCGAAGGGAAAACCAAGGGGAGGCGGGCAGAGGGGCGGACAAAGAAGCGGUCAACCCAAGCUACGAGGAUUACCGUCAGAUUCAGAGCAAGUGCGCUUGUCAAAGACUCUGUCGUGGCUCUUGCGGCAUGCAGCGGCAGCAGAGGGGAUACCCAUGCGGUCGGACGGCUUCGUCCGCGUUUCUGACCUGCUCAAACACGAGAAGCUACGAAAUCUCGAUUUCCCAACGCUGGAGCGAUUGGUUCAAGACAAUGACAAGCAGCGAUAUACGCUCGUUUGUGAACCAGAAGGUGCGAAGACCGGUAAUGACAUAUGGUGGAUUGGCGCGAGGCAAGGCCAUUCUAUGAAGCAGGUGCAGACGAACCUGAAACCCAUAACAUCCGCGUCAGAGAUUCCUAUGGCAGUUCACGGAACGAGCUUAGUUGCAUGGGACAGCAUUCAGGUUCAGGGCUUAUCCAGGAUGAAACGGAAUCACAUACACAUGGCACAGGGUGUAGCCGGUGCCGGCGUAAUCAGCGGCAUGCGAGCAAGCUCCUCGGUGCUCAUUUAUGUCGACGUACAAAAAGCACUCGACGCCGGCAUCAAGUUUUACCUCUCGGAGAACGGUGUAGUUCUGUCAGAAGGAAACGAGCACGGCUUCAUUCCUCCCGAGUUCUUUCAGCGUGUGGAGGCAAAAGGUGGUAAACGGCUCGAGAUCGACAGGAUGCGACAGCCAGAUUACCUGUUGCCACUACGGCAAGGAGCGAAGGAGAUUUUGACCACCGAGGGCACCGGGCAUGAUGGCCAGGACGAUCCCCCUCCGACAACAAGCGAUGCAAUACCUAGCACUAUUACCACAGAACCGCCUGACAACGGUGUUCAAUAGUAAAAGCUGCUGUUAUG